UAUUUGAUAGGUUAUAAUCUUAUAGACGUGCAACUUGAAACUCUAUCACCACACACACCCAUGCUUAUUUAGGUUUGUGGAGGUAAAAGAAAGCACGCAAGCACCAACAGACGAAGCUCCAAAAUUCAUCAACAAAAAUUGCUCGUCUUCUCAACUGAAUCUGGGUGUAGUUCAAUUCUCUUGAGACGAAGGGGUUUUGAGGAAAAGAUAUGAGCUUUUCCAAUUUGAAUGACAUCCAAGUUUUUGCAUUUUAAGAUGUUGUCUGGUAUUCUAGGGGUGCCAACAACACCCUUGUAUAGGAGGAAUAGUCCUGCUCUGUCUGUUUCUUCACUGCAUUCAAACCUCAAGUUCAAUAGAAUAUCAAUGGCUACUUCAGCUUCCAAUGCUGUGUUGGGAGAUGUUUAUGUUGAUGACUUGGUCUCGAGUUGCGGCGGUGUGUUGAACCUCUCAAAGCCAGCUUAUGCGUACUUCAAAGAGAGAGCACGCAAUGGUUGCCUUAGAGCUAGAGUGAAUCCAACAAGACAACAACUCUUUGGCUGUUCCAGUUUUGAUGGUAAUUCAAGUUUGCUUCAUGGACCAAGGGUGAAGAAUGUCUCGUCCUCUUUAUCUGCUCUCUGCUUGGCUAGGGCGGUUCAUGAUGUCUCCAUUGAUGGAAGCCCUCCUGAUGAACAGCUUGCAAAUUCCUCUACUCUGCCUAACAUAACUACUGUUAGUGGGAAGACCUUGAAGAUGAUUGCAGGAUCAUGUUACCUACCUCAUCCAGAUAAGGUGGAGACAGGGGGAGAGGAUGCUCAUUUUAUUUGCACAGAUGAACAAGUAAUUGGUGUUGCUGAUGGUGUAGGUGGUUGGGCAAACGUUGGUGUUAAUGCUGGACUUUAUGCCCAGGAACUUAUGUCCAAUUCAGUGAGAGCAGUUAAAGAGGAGCCAGACGGUUCUUUUGAUCCAGUGAGGGUGUUAGAGAAGGCUCACUCGAAUACAAAGGCCAGAGGUUCAUCUACAGCUUGCAUCAUUGCCCUUACUGAUAAGGGACUACAUGCUAUUAAUUUAGGUGACAGUGGAUUCAUUGUGGUUAGAGACGGAUGCACCAUUUUCAGCUCCCCUGCUCAACAGCACGAUUUCAAUUGCCCAUAUCAGUUGGAGCGUGGUAAUGAAGGUGAUCUACCCAGCUCUGGUGAGGUUUUUACAUUACCUGUUGCUCCAGGAGAUGUCAUCGUUGCUGGAACAGAUGGUUUAUUUGACAACUUGCACAAUGAUGAGAUCACUGCAGUAGUUGAACAUGCAGCUAAAAUGGGACUAGAACCACACAUGACUGCUCAGAAGAUAGCAGCACUUGCUCGUGAGAGAGCACUGGACAAGUUUGGGCAGACACCAUUUUCAACUGCUGCUCAGAAAGUUGGAUUUCCUUAUUAUGGUGGAAAACUUGAUGACUUAACAGUUGUUGUGUCAUACAUACCCAACUCAACUAGCGAGUAGUGACUUUUUAGCAUCUUCACAUAUUAGUUUUAGUUCCAUAGUGGUUGGCUAGGCCUGCUUGGCAUUUUUGUACACUGAAUGUUCUCCUACUUGUUCUAGUACUACUUUCAAUCUUAUUUCAUAUAAUUUCAGUCUCA
This is a messenger RNA of Lotus japonicus, 1610 nucleotides long. Its product is annotated as probable protein phosphatase 2C 55. The transcript is spliced from 5 exons. Lineage: Eukaryota; Viridiplantae; Streptophyta; Magnoliopsida; Fabales; Fabaceae. The coding region runs from base 229 to 1473 and encodes 414 amino acids. The record is from RefSeq and is a predicted model, not a curated record.